CUCUGCUUUAUUUCAUUCAAUAUUAUUCACAGGCUCUAGCAGUUGCUACCUCUCUUCCAUAAAAUCCAAACCCAGUUCCAUUGCAAUUGGCGUAUUUUAGAUAUUUUAGAUUUUGAAUAUUAUCUGAGUUAAAUAGGAUUCAACUGGCUCCAAUUGGGUUAAAUAAAUUAGAGUUGAUAAAUUUUUGUGAAUGUUUUGUAAAUGGAAGUUCUAUGCCUACUAUUCUAGAGCCAGUAAAGCUUAAUUAUUUGAAUUCAACUAGUUUAAAGAAAGUACUCCUCAUUUUAAUAAUAAUAUUGAAAAGAAUAGCAUUAAAUAUUGUUGAAGACUCAAAUUUAUUGAUUUAUUUAUCCAGUAAUGCUGCUACUCAUGACAAUUCUGCAAAAAAGAGUUAUUACAAAAGUCAAAAUCCUGGUUUCAAUAACCAAAUUACAAAGUUUAAUUAUAUUUCUACAAAAUACCUAAUAAAAUUUCGAGAGAAAGAUUAUGUGAAUAGAAUUGUUUAUUGUUGCUAUCAAAAGACAACACAAUAAUGUAUUGCAAAUAUUAUCUAAAAAGCUAUCGUUAUCAUCAA
This is a messenger RNA of Ascoidea rubescens DSM 1968, 574 nucleotides long. RefSeq lists its product as uncharacterized. The record is from RefSeq and is a predicted model, not a curated record. Lineage: Eukaryota; Fungi; Ascomycota; Saccharomycetes; Ascoideales; Ascoideaceae. The transcript has a single exon. The coding region runs from base 213 to 533 and encodes 106 amino acids.